Molecule: messenger RNA, 790 nt
Organism: Hyalella azteca
Lineage: Eukaryota; Metazoa; Arthropoda; Malacostraca; Amphipoda; Hyalellidae
Exons: 4
Coding region: 37-615 (192 amino acids)
Cellular component (GO): extracellular region
Molecular function (GO): chitin binding
Source: RefSeq, a predicted model, not a curated record
CUGUCCAUCCGAUCUAUUUGUUUACAGAAACAUUGCAUGCAUUUAUCAUCCAUCAUCAUUGGAAUGCUGAGGGGACCGAGGGUGCUGAUGAUGCUGCUGUCCGUGCUGCACGGAACCGGCGUAGCAUCAACGGGCUCAUCCCGGUACCGCGUGCACCCCCAGGCAGGGUUCGGUAUCGCUGAUCCUGCGGCAAAGGUGCACUAUACAUCGUCUGUCAUUCAGUGUGCUCAGCGGUGCUCGAUUUCUGGCUCAUCUGUCUUCUCCGUCACUGAAGAAAACACAGGAAAAGUGAGAUGCAGAAUUGCAUCGUCUGGCUUCCGAGCUGAGAACCUCACCGCCGGCGCCGCUGCUGCAGGAGAAACAACCUACGUCGACGAACUUACCACUGCCGCAACAACUCAAGGACGGUGUCUGACUGCUGCGGAUAUCGACUGCACUACGGCUCCAGGGACUUACUUCUACCAUCCGACCGACUGCAAUAAGUACCUGCUGUGCAUUUUGGGCACCGGCCCACCGUACACAGCUUCAUGCUCAACUGGCACCUUCUUUCAGAUGGACACCAAAAAAUGUGUUACGACUAAGCCUGCGAAAUGUUCCUGCCAGACGUCCAUCUAAUACAGGGGUUGAGAAACCCUUAAUUACCCUUUUACUCGUCGGUCACUUUUAGGAUAUUUAUAUUUAAAUCGAGCUCUUCUUUGCACACACACAGAUUCAAGUACGCAAAAUCUAAACUUCAUUCAUUCUUGUUUAUGUUGGAUGGAAAAUGAAUGUUAAUAACCUGUAAAUUCCU